Molecule: messenger RNA, 606 nt
Organism: Menidia menidia (Atlantic silverside)
Lineage: Eukaryota; Metazoa; Chordata; Actinopteri; Atheriniformes; Atherinopsidae
Source: the annotation of a GenBank genome assembly
AUGAACUACCUGGUAUCUUCCCUGAGGAGCUAUGCAGUGUUGCAGGGGCUCCUGCCUGCUAAAACAUUUGCAUUUAGUGCAAGGCUCAGCAUCACAUGGUUCAUUAUGUUUAUACUCUCUACCGUUGGAGUAGAAGCACAGCUUGGAACAACUCCUUACAUAAAACACAUUGUGGUUGGAAGAUGUUUCACUUACUCCGCAAUAGUUAACCCCAGAUUAAGGUAUGACUGUGAAGAGAUUUGGACACAUUUUGAAGAGGCUGUUAUCCACCGGCCAUCUUGUAAUGUUACAGUUGAACAUUAUAAUCAGAUGUUUCAUCUGAUGCCACAAAUCUGGCCCUGUGAAAAGUUCCUUUUUUGGAGUAAAACCAGGGCGCUGAUGCACAGCUAUGCAGCUGUUUUUCGACACUUCUGGACACUUGAAGACACACUGGCAGGCUACAUGUUCAACGAUCUCGUGUGGUGUGGCCAGGAUGAAGAUUCUGGUAGAUCUUUUCUGGGUUUUGAUUUUCAAUUUUGUCCCGAGUGGGCAGCAUGUAUGAACCAUCCUGUCUAUUCCCUAUUCAUGAAAGCAAGUAACAUCUACGUGAAAGUGUCCAUCAAGUAA